AUGGUUUUCUUGAGUCAUGCCAUUUCUGAUGCUCGUAUAGAGGAGGAAAAGGAUGAAUGCGGCAAUAGAAUAUUCUCUUCCACUAUAUAUGGAACUCGUUGGGCAAUUAAGCCCAUUCCUAGAUACGAAUUACCUGAGGAAGAGAUGCCACCGGAGGUCGCUUACAAGUUAAUCAAGGAUGCUCUCUUG
Messenger RNA from Acaulospora morrowiae, 189 nucleotides. NCBI's taxonomy places the organism in Eukaryota, Fungi, Glomeromycota, Glomeromycetes, Diversisporales, Acaulosporaceae. The record is from the annotation of a GenBank genome assembly.